Messenger RNA from Tetranychus urticae (two-spotted spider mite), 1420 nucleotides. RefSeq lists its product as uncharacterized. The record is from RefSeq and is a predicted model, not a curated record. Lineage: Eukaryota; Metazoa; Arthropoda; Arachnida; Trombidiformes; Tetranychidae.
GGGGUUAAAAUUACAAGGAAACCACUAAAAAAAAUGAAUGAAACUUGUUUAAGAGACUUUAUCCAAUCCUGGCCUAAAGAUAUUCCAGUGAAUCAAAUUGAGAAUUGAACAGAAUUGAAGUGAACCAAGAGAAUCUAAUUUGUUAAAAUUUAAUUCAGUUCCUGAGAAUGUUUCGAUUUCCACUUUACCCUUCUUUCAACUAGUUUUUGUUUGCUCUAAAGCUUAAAAGAUUGGUGAAACCGGCAAUUACCGUCCAUAUCAGUGUUGAAGAUGUUGCCAAAAAGUUAAAAGAAAAAAGCCGACUUUUCAUCUGCGGCAUUUUAAGUUUAUACUUUUGCUUAUUCUUAACUCUCCACCUCCUCCUCCUUAAUUUUACUUUCCUCUGUUUCAUCUUUUUCUUUUCAUCCUCCCUCCUAGUUCUCACUCUCACAAAAGUUUUCACUCAGUCUUUCAUCUUCUCCUUCAUCAUCUUCUUCUUUCUGUCGUCUUCGUCUUGUUACUUUCUCUGUAAUUGUACCCGACGACAAUUUACAGCCUAACUCUUUCUGCCUUUUCUAAAUUUCUAAAGUCAAAGUCAAAGUCAACCUCGUCCCAAACACUUGUCCCUUAUAACUUCAGUUGUAACAAACUUCUUAGACAAUGGUGAAUAUUUUGUCUAGAUUUUUCAUUCUAUUUUAUUCCAUUUUAUUUCAUUGUGAUGCUGCAGUGAUACCAACAAAAUCAUCAAUACAAUUUGAUGAUUUACCUUAUUCUUCAAACAAAAAUGCUGAAUCGUUUUAUGUUGCAUCUUUAGCUAAUACAGCCUUUUCCCUUUUACCAUCAACGUGCACCACAUUGGGAAUAGAUUCGGAUAUCUGUAAAACAAUCUCAUCAACAGCACCAUCUAAAAUUAAUAUUUACUGGGCCAAAUCUGAAACCAAAUCUGGACUAUCUGUGUUAACAAAUGGACAAUCUUUUAUUGGCCCUGAAUAUCAUAAUGUCCUUGUGCUUAAGCCAUUGUCAUUAUCGCCAUCUUUGGCUUUCAUCUUCUUUUUUGGAGAUCGUUUCCAACACUCUUCUUGUGAAAGAGACCAUGGAAAAAUAACCGAUCAUGGUCAAGGAAAAUGUCUAAUUUCUUGUAUAAAAAGUAAUAAUCAUUUAAAUCCAAUUAGGACUAACAUUUGUGCAAGUAAAUCACUUCCUUCGGUACAUUUGGAUCUUGUCAACCAUCAAAAUAUAAACUUAAUUAGGUGUAUAGAUGGAAUAAUCGGCGCGGCUCCUUGUUAAUCAUUUUUUAUCAACCAAGAUAGAGAAUGAUCAAUUGUAAAAUUGUAAAAGUACCUUUAAUUAUUAUUGUAUUUUUGAUUUCAUCUUUUUUUACUCAUCUCACAAAGUAUAUGUACACUAUUAUCAUAAAAAUAAUGAAAAUAAUCAUUAAACC